UAUACUUGAAAACUUGAAACUACGUCCAAAUAUAAUAAGUGUAUAAUCUAUGACUACGUCGUCUAAAAUAUAAGAACGUUUAUCAUCUGAAUUUGUUUUUCUGAAAUAUAUAAAAUGGCUUUUUUAAUCAACGGAAUUCGUCGAUGUAUGUGUCUUAAAGGCUUUGGAAGUCCUAAUGUGAUUCUUGCGGCACCUUAUCAUGCAAACGUCAUUGACCAUUACGAGAAUCCUCGCAAUGUUGGUUCAUUGGAUAAGAAAGAUAAAAAUGUAGGUACAGGCCUCGUUGGUGCACCUGCAUGUGGAGACGUAAUGAAGUUGCAAAUCAAAGUGGACGAGAAUGGAAAAAUCGUUGAUGCCAAAUUUAAAACUUUUGGAUGUGGUUCAGCUAUAGCUUCAAGCUCUCUUGCCACUGAAUGGGUUAAAGGAAAAACAGUUGAUGAGGCACUAAAAUUGAAGAACACAGAUAUUGCUAAAGAGCUGUCCUUACCACCAGUCAAGCUUCAUUGCUCUAGUAAGUUUUUAAUUGUUAAACUGCAAUUUAUCAACAUAGUAAUGAUAUGUACAAAACUUUUUUUACUGGAACUGUAAAGAGUCAGAACAUUUACCAAAUUUUUUAAGUUCUUUUCAUAUGAAUUACAGACACUAAGUACUUUAAUUUGAUACCACACACAUGAAGCUAUUGUCUGUGAUUAAAUAAAGCAUCAUAUUUUACCAUACUGAAUUUUAAAAUGCAUUAUUGGAAUAACUAUGGAUUUGGUAAUUACUUAAUAACAGGUGGCAUGUAAGCUUAUUGAUCCAUCUCAGCAAUAAAAAAUGCUAAGGAAAAGUUAGUGUAACACAGAAAAUAUUCUGGUCCAGAUACAAAUUAAGCAAAAUACUAUCUACGGUCACGGUGGCAUAAUAAUUUUAAUGAAUAUGAACCAUUGAAUUAGGACCAUUGUACUUGUGCCUUCACUCUGUGGUUGAUUUAUGAUUAGUAUACUGGACACUAUAGCAGGGGUGGGCAAAUAUUUUGAUAGUCGGGCCACAUUGCAGAUGAAAAUUUGACCUCGGGCAAAACAGUUUUUUUUUUCUAAUUUUAAGUAUAGUUUUUGCUUAGGAUGUCAAUUAAUAAUUUUUUUAUAACUUUUGAGAAAAUUAGUUCGACUCUUCGAAUUGAAAAAUAUGUUAAGCAAAUACAUGAGUUUCAGUUUCAUUAUUUCUUUAGUGUUUUACGAUGCAUGCACCCUCAGUAGAUCUAUAUAUGCUUUUAUUUCGUUUAAUUUUCUGCCAAUUUAUUGCGGACAGAUAUUCCUCCAAAUGAAAAUUAAUAUAAAAUAACUUGCGUUCUACUAUAUUGCAGGAGAAAAUGGCGGCUUUAGAUUUAAGUUAUUUUGUUUAUUCAUGCAAUAAUGUGAUAUAAUAAGUAUAAUAACUAAUAAAAUUGUGCGACUCUUAUACAUACUGUAAUUGUUCAAUUAUCAUAAUUAUAUUUUCGAAUAGGAGGCGCUGAAAAGAGGGGUUGUCCGGGAGAACAUUUUGGCUCCCACCAGCAUUUAUGUUAUACAAAAACUAAUAUUUGUGUUUUUAAUAAUAAUAAAAUGCUUCACGGGCCAAAAAAAAUUCUACCGCGGGCUGGCCUUUAGCCAGGCCUGCUCUAUGGAGUAUAAAACAUGUGCAGGGUUGAACUGUAAUAGUAAUGAUACUAGCUGGAUGGAAAAUAAUCUUUACAUACUAAACGUGAACAUUUUUUUUUUUAUUGCUUAGUUGGGUGGACGAACUCACAGCCCACCUGGUGUUAAGUGGUUACUGGAGCCCAUAGACAUCUACGACGUAAAAUGCUCCACCCACCUUGAGAUAUAAGUUGUAAGGUCUCAGUAUAGUUACAACGGCUGCCCCACCCUUCAAACCGAAAUGCAUUGCCUCACGGCAGAAAUAGGCAGGGCGGUGGUACCUACCCGCGCGGACUCACAACAGGUCCUACCACCAGUAAUUACGCAAAUUAUAAUUUUGCGGGUUUCACUUUUAUUACACGAUGUUAUUCCUUCACCGUGGAAGUCAGUCGUGAACAUUUGUUGAGUACAUAUUUCAUUACUUUAUAAAAAUGAUAUUUUAUGUGCUAUAAAUUAAAAGCAAAGCCAGCAGCAUUUAAUCUUUGUAACAUUUUAACAUAUUACAUUGACAUGAAGUCAUUUUAGUGUUACAAAAAUACACAAUGAAAGUUUUCAUGAUUGGGGUGUUAAGAUUUUUGAUGUUUAGAUUUUUAAUACCUUUUUGGUGUUUUCAGUGCUUGCAGAAGACGCAAUUAAAGCAGCGUUAUCAGAUUACAGAAUCAAACAACAGACAGAAAAUAAGGAGUAAUUGUUAUCAAUGACUCAACAAAAUGGAAAAGAUCUGUGAUGAAGUUAUGUAUUCUCAAUAAACCAUAUUAAAGUUUUUGUCUCUUCAAAUAUUUCAAAAAUAAAAUUGUUAUUUUGUUUGUAAAUUAUAGUAAAAAAUAAUUCAAAUUAUUUGUAAGUAGUUUGAUGUCAUUUUUAACACAUUUUAGGCUUAUUUUGAAUUCUAUGAACAAUUUGUAAAUAUGGGUUUAUUUAUAGGUGUAGAGAAUUAAAUUCAAUAUACCUGUGGUCAUUAGCAAAACAUCAGUAUGAAUUAUGAUUAAUAACCAAUCAAUUAUGAUAAACAAUAAUAAAAAAUAAUCAAUUGUGCUUACAAUUCAGAAUAAAGUCCAGUUAGUCUUGGGAUUCAAUAGUUUGGAAAGAUUGUUUCUGAUUUUUUCGGUUUUUGCAGUUAUUUAUUUUAUCUAAUAACCACAGAAAUAUAUUUGUUAGCAAGUGUAAAAUUUGAAAAGUCGAAUUGUUGUAGUAUGUUAAAAAAGUAGUUGGGUAAAUUACUUCAUGCCCAAUAAUGAGUUUGUUAAUAAGUAAUAAUAGAAUGCUAUUGUAGUUCCAAUAAAAUAUAAAAGUUAA
This is a messenger RNA of Bombyx mori (domestic silkworm), 2948 nucleotides long. RefSeq names its product iron-sulfur cluster assembly scaffold protein IscU (gene IscU). The record is from RefSeq and is a predicted model, not a curated record. Gene Ontology annotation, biological process: intracellular iron ion homeostasis; iron-sulfur cluster assembly. The transcript has 2 exons. Bases 115 to 588 code for a protein of 157 amino acids. Gene Ontology annotation, molecular function: ferrous iron binding; 2 iron, 2 sulfur cluster binding. NCBI's taxonomy places the organism in Eukaryota, Metazoa, Arthropoda, Insecta, Lepidoptera, Bombycidae. Gene Ontology annotation, cellular component: mitochondrial matrix; cytoplasm.